UACUAUACUAUUUGUGAUCUUUUUAACCCGUGCUUCUAAAUAACAAUACAGUGUUAUUUUCCAUUUUAAAUAUGGAAUAACUAAAAAGAAAAAAGAAAUAAGCAGUACGUUUGCAAAAGCUAUCAAAGUAGGAUAGAGAACCUUAUCCUAGCGCCAACCACACAAUCCUCUUAGACUCUCAACCCUUCCAAACAACCCACACUGCCUUCUUCCUCACUAGAGCCAUAACCAUGACAACUCUCCGCUUCACCACACCAUCAUUCCUCACUCUCACAAACCAACCACAACCACACCCAAAACCCGCGAAACAAAUCACUUCAUACACCCUAUCAUCCCAACCUUCUCGACGACAACAAUCUCUCUUUUGUACCGCAUACAAAGUGGUAGUAGAGCACGAAGGUCAAUCCACGGAACUAGAAGUCGAACCCGACGAGAGCAUCCUUUCGAAGGCGCUCGAUAGCGGGCUAGACAUCCCGCACGACUGCAAACUCGGGGUUUGCAUGACAUGCCCUGCUAAGCUUAUAAGUGGAAAAGUUGAUCAAAGUGAAGGAAUGCUUAGUGAUGAUGUUAUUGAACGUGGGUUUGCACUUUUGUGUGUUGCUUACCCACGAUCAGAUUGUAGUAUUAAAACUAUUCCUGAAGAAGAGUUGUUGUCUCUUCAAUUAGCUACUGCUAAUGACUAAUUUCAUUUUGAAUUUUGUGUCAUUAGCUUUGCAGAAUUAUUAUAUUACAGUUUUUGUACUUUAAUUAUUAAGUUAUAGGAAGAUCUUAAUUAUUACACUCACUUGGUUUAA
Chenopodium quinoa (quinoa) is the source of this 794-nucleotide messenger RNA. Its product is annotated as ferredoxin-1-like. The coding region runs from base 231 to 683 and encodes 150 amino acids. Gene Ontology annotation, molecular function: electron transfer activity; 2 iron, 2 sulfur cluster binding. The record is from RefSeq and is a predicted model, not a curated record. Gene Ontology annotation, biological process: electron transport chain. Lineage: Eukaryota; Viridiplantae; Streptophyta; Magnoliopsida; Caryophyllales; Amaranthaceae. The transcript has a single exon.